Capsicum annuum is the source of this 1044-nucleotide messenger RNA. Its product is annotated as abscisic acid receptor PYL2. Bases 167 to 736 code for a protein of 189 amino acids. Gene Ontology annotation, biological process: abscisic acid-activated signaling pathway. Gene Ontology annotation, molecular function: abscisic acid binding; protein phosphatase inhibitor activity; signaling receptor activity. NCBI's taxonomy places the organism in Eukaryota, Viridiplantae, Streptophyta, Magnoliopsida, Solanales, Solanaceae. The transcript has 2 exons. Gene Ontology annotation, cellular component: nucleus; cytoplasm. The record is from RefSeq and is a predicted model, not a curated record.
CAUGCUUCGUGCACGGGAUUGUCCAUAAAGCUCUAAUAAAUACUAAAGCCAAACAACCCAUCCCCCACAUAGCAUCUACUUGUAUAGUUGUAUUUUCUCUCCCUAUUUCCCAAAGUUGCCAAUUUUUCUCCAUUUUCAAUCAAUCAAAUUUGUGAAAAAAUUUAAUAUGGAUGGUGAUGGUCAAUUAGUUCCACAAGGACUAACAAAAGAAGAAUUUGCUCAAUUGGAGCCAUUGAUUAGAAAUUAUCAUACAUUUGAGGAUUUACCAAACACUUGUACUUCUCUCAUAACGCAACGAAUCGAUGCGCCCGCCGACGUCGUUUGGCCUUUCGUACGACGUUUUGAUAAUCCCGAAAAGUACAAGCACUUCAUCAAAAGCUGCAAGAUCGUGUCAGGUGAUGGAGGGGUUGGAAGCAUAAGAGAAGUCACAGUUGUAUCAGGAAUACCUGCAUCUGCAAGUACAGAACGUCUAGAGAUUUUAGAUGAUGAAAAACAUAUAUUAAGUUUUCGAGUUGUAGGUGGUGAACACAGACUCACAAAUUACAAAUCAGUCACAUCAGUGAAUGAAUUCAACAAAGAUGGAAAAGUAUACACAAUUGUUUUGGAAUCAUACAUUGUUGAUAUUCCACCAGGGAAUACUGGUGAAGACACAAAAAUGUUCACUGAUACUGUUGUGAAAUUGAAUCUACAAAAACUUGCUUUAGUGGCAAUGUCUGCAUUGCAUGGGCACGAAUAAUCGCGGUAAGAGGAGGAUUCAGAAUUUUAAAUUUGAUAUAUCGUACUAAUAAUUAUGGUGUUUAGGGGCAAAAUGCGCUUCCUUUACUUCUAUCAGCAUAGAUAUUGAAUAAGAUUGAUAAUCGUUAUGUAAGUAUAACUGUAUGUACUUAUGUAAUCGUGUGUUCGAUUUAUUUUUUUUUAAAUGUUUGCUGUAAUUUUAGUGAUUCUUGAAAUGUAUAUCUAUUUUUCAUGUGUGAAAUGUAACAUUGCAUCUGAUUCAGAAUUUAAAUUUGAUCGUACUAAUAAUUAUGGUGUUUAGGGGCAAAA